UCCGGAUGACCUUCCAUCUGGCCUACCACCAGAACGCCCUCAGGACCAUCGGAUCGAACUCGAACCUGGCGCGCAACCAAGUGUCUGGACACAGUGGCGACCGACAACCCGAGCUCCAUGAAUUACGGGACCAGCUGGACUAUUUGCUGGCCAAAGGGUUUGUUAUACCGAGUACGUCCUCGUUCGCUGCCCCGAUCCUGUUCACACCCAAGAAAGAUGGGGGCCUCCGAAUGUGCAUCGAAUAUCAUGCCCUAAAUCGGGUUAUGAUAAAAUCUCGCUGCCCUAUCUCACGUGCGAAAGAACUGAUUGACCAGCUGCGAGGCACUCGCUAUUUCUCGAAGAUCGACCUUCGUGGCGGUUACCACCAGAUUCGAGUCUUCACCGACGAUUGCCACAAGACCGCGUUUCGUAAUCGCUACGGUUGCUACGAAUACACUGUCAUGCCGUUUGCGUUAACGAAUGCCCCCUCGACGUUCCAGCUGACGAUGAACGGGGUAUUCCGAGAUCUACUUGAUAAAUGUGUGAAUCAAUUUUACCGUCUACUUUGUGAAUUACUCAUUCAAAAAGUCCACGAUUCGAACUUAUCGGGACAUUUCGGGGUUGACAAGACUCUGAAGGCACUGCAAUGGUUUUAUUACUGGCCAGACAUCAUUUUGGAGAUGCAAAAUUAUGAGGGCGCGUGUACAGCCUGUCAGACGAUGAAAUCAUCACGCCAGUGGUCAGUAGGACUGUUGCAGCCCCUCGAGCCACCCCAGCGACCUUGGCAACACGUGACAAUGGAUUUUGUCACCGGCCUACUAGCCGGACCAAGUGUUAACAACGAGGCUCUUGUCGUUGUCGACCGCCUCACGAAAAUGGCUAAGUUCGUGCCAUAUCGCACGACGAUCACAGCCGAAGAAACCGCGCGUCUGUUCAAUCUCAGUUGUCGUUCGCCUGCAUGGUAUCCCUACGGCGAUCAUCAGCGACAGGGACCCGAAACUCACCUUGCGCUUCUGGCAAGACACGUGGAACCGAUAUGGCACCCGCCUACAGUUCUCAUCUGCCUAUCAUCCGCAAACCGACGGUCAAACAGGACACAUGAAUCAGACCAUGGAACAGUUGAUUCGCACGAACUGCCUGGACAUCAACAAAUGGGAAGAUUUCCUACCCAUGCUCGAGUUUUACUACAACAAUGCACCCUCCGCCACGACCAAUCAUUCGCCCUUUUUCCUGAAUUACGGGAUGGAUCGAACAGUACCCAUUUCCAUCAACGUCGAAAGCCAAGUCCCCCGCUCAUAGCAUGUGUCAUCGUCUACCUGGAUGACAUCCUGGUUUACAGCACCUCACGGGAACAACAUUUGAAGGACCUGGAAGCAGUUUUUACCCUCUGCAAUCAACACCGACUCAUCACCGAGGGCUCUAAGUGCAAGUUCUUAAAAGAGGAUUUGGACUUCCUUGGCCACGUCAUCUCCACUGCAGGUUCGCAACCCAAAAAAAUUGGAUUAAAAUCGACCCGAAGAAAAUCUCCACGAUUCGCAAUUGCGAGCUGCCUACUAAUGUCAAGGAUUCCAUCCUACCGACUGUUGCAGGAAUUAUUGAUAGAGGAGGUUCACGACGCUAAUUGCUCAGGACAUUUCGGGGUUGAUACAAUAUUGAAAAUGCUCCAACGUCAUUAUUACUUGCCGAAUGCGAGCCAUGACGUGCAACAAUAUGUGGCGUCCUGUCCCACUUGCCAACUGAUGAAAUCCUCUCGCCAAAAGUCUGCUCGAUUACUGCAACCGUUAGAACCGCCCACAACGCCCGGAUACAUGUUGAAUGAUGACUAGUGGGAGAGUACAGAUAGAUAUACCUAAGUAUUGUACCCUCUAAGAGGUGACCCUAUACAGUCUAUGCAAACAUAACUAAUACACAUGUUUGACACAC
Messenger RNA from Closterium sp. NIES-67, 1902 nucleotides. The record is from the annotation of a GenBank genome assembly. NCBI's taxonomy places the organism in Eukaryota, Viridiplantae, Streptophyta, Zygnematophyceae, Desmidiales, Closteriaceae.